Molecule: messenger RNA, 4442 nt
Organism: Brassica napus (rape)
Lineage: Eukaryota; Viridiplantae; Streptophyta; Magnoliopsida; Brassicales; Brassicaceae
Product: NAC domain-containing protein 69-like
Exons: 4
Coding region: 1527-2240 (237 amino acids)
Biological process (GO): regulation of DNA-templated transcription
Molecular function (GO): DNA binding
Source: RefSeq, a predicted model, not a curated record
AAAAUACUGUUUUUUUGUUACACAGAAAAAUUGUUUAAAACUAGUAAAUAACUACCAAAGGUAGUCAUAAAAAACUGAAAAUAUUACAUUACGUUUUAAAUUUUAUAUUAUCUUUAAAUCGAAAAGAGAAGGUUCAUUUAUUAAUUUCGAGCUUAUAUUUUUGACCAAACGAUGAAACAUAUUUUUGACCCAAAAAAAUGUUUCGUACGUAAAUACGAAAAUAACCAACAAGUUAAGAAAUAAAAUUAGCAUGCAAGUAAUGGAGUGAGUCGCCGCCAUGAAGAAAAAGAAAAAGAACAAAGCGAAUCCUGAGUUAUGGUUACGAUUAUUUGCUAAAGAAAGUUAUAUUUAACUUAAAAAUAUAUGUUCUUUUUUGUCAAAGAAAAAUAUGUUCGUUCGAAGCUAUUAUUAGUGUUUAUAUAAAUCCCAGUGGGUCGACAAAAGAAAAGUUCUAGUGACAUGUAAAGUAAAAAAGGCGACGACAUUUUCAGCGCGAAUUAUUGGCCUUUCCUUUUACAUUAUUUAAUAAUUUAAUGUAGAAAUUUUUGGGUUUCAGAAAAGCAAAAAACUCUGAAGACCGUCCAAAUAAAAUGUUUCAGUUUUAUUAGAUCCAAUAAUGAUACUAUAUUAACUGACAAAUUUCCUUUUGGAAAACGAGGUUCAAGAUUCAUGUGGUUUGCACUCACAUGUGACCUCUUUUUCAGUUUGGAAAUAUACUUUCACCAGCUUGAAUGUGGCACUCACAUGGGUUUUUGUGGUAGGGUUAUCAAAAGAAAAUUUGGAUUUUUCUACAUAUUUUAGCAUUACAAUUUUUGUUGUUCAGUUAGCGUGGGUUAGUGACAUGUCUUUUUUGCCAGAUAUACUACUUACUAGACCUGUUAGUGGUAGUUGGAGUCGUGUUUAUGUUUUAGAUUUUUUUUUCAUUAGAAAGCUUAGUAUGGAUGGGUCAUAUUCCUUAUGUAUGGAACUACCGUAUAAAUUGUAAAUCGGUUAAUAUUGAGACAUACUAGGUUUUGAAAACCCUUCUUUGUCUUAAGAAAAGGGUACUGUCUUCAGUUAUUACAAAAUUACUUUGAUUUCUUAAAGUAAAAGAAAACUCUCUUUUUUGUUCGUUAAUAGAAAAUCAAAGAACUCUCUGUCGGCGAGGUUUUGUUGCCGUACAUUUGGUGUUAUUAUAUAACGUUUAUUUGACGAAAAUUUAACUAAAUUAUAGCAUAGUGCCAUGCCUUCUCAUCAAUGUGCAUGCUUUUUUGUCGUUUUCGCUUUGAUUCAGCGUUUAGUUACCACCAUUUUGGUCUUUGGUCUCUUACAAAUUAAAUAUAAGUAAACAUCUGUAGCGGCUAACACUCCUAUUUAAGCUAAGCCUUGCUCCAUCAGUUGAACUCCUCUCUUAUUUUUCCUUAGUUCUUAGGCAUCAUUAAAACUCUUAUAGAAUCUCAUUUUCUUUUGUGGCUUUCCACAUAUUCGAUUUGUAGUCCCUUUUUCUCACGUGUGUCAUAACAAACUCAGUGUCUUGGUUAAUAGAGAUGAAUAAGUACACAUUUAACCCACCUGAGGAUGAGCUCAUUAACUACUACUUGAACAACAAGAUCACAGAAAAUGAUGAUCCUGAGGGGAAACAAAUAAACGAGGUCAACAUAUGUCACCAUGAACCAGCAGAUUUACCAGGGCUGGCGAAGAUAGAAUCGGGUCACACUUGGUACUUCAUAUCUCCGGUAAAGAAGUUCGGGAAACUCAACCGAAGGAAGAGGGCAUCAAAGACAGGACACUGGAAGAUAACGGGGAAUAGCUGUACGAUUAAGGACACUGAUGGUAACCCUAUCGGUUUAAAGAAAUUUCUUGUGUUCCAAGAAAACAAAAACAGAAGAUCAUCUACUUUACUACCCACCACAGCCCAUCAACACAAGUUCACUUGGAUCAUCCAUGAAUUUCAUUCCUUUCUCCACCACCCCAAUAAGAUGUUGACGCACCACAAGGACCCUGUCGAAGAUUAUGGUGGAGACUACUGUAAUGACUUAGAAGAGCUAACCCAGUCAUGGGAACAAGGUGAAUCCAGCGGUCUCCUUCGCGGAGAAAAUGGACACGUGUACGGACAAAACACCGUGGAAAACUCGAAUGUGAGAGCACCUUCAACGCAAAUACCCAACUUGGGUUUCCUAUUUUUUGUUUUUCUUUUUUUUUUCUUGUCUGAUUUAAAAAAAUUAAAAAUGAAACAAUCGUGGACCGCCAUGUGUCAGUGAGAACCGCGAAACAGUGCAAAAUAUGUCGCUUAUUUCGCGACAAAAAACAACCGUCUCUCCCUUUUUAGUGGGUCUCACACCACAUUUUCUCCUAAAAACCCUCUUUGCAUUCCGGGUCGAGGGUGCUCUAAGUGACACAACUUUGAGAAAAAAAAAAUGCUUUCUUAUUUUAUUGUUAUAGAAAAAUGAAAUAAAAUUACUAUUAUAGGGUAAAAUAAAAGUAUUAAUUAAUUAUGUUACAAAAAGUUAUUUUAUAUAUUUUCCGCAGCAUUUGGAAAUCAGCGAAGCAGUGAUGGGGCCCGUAACGUUUCCAACUCCCAACACCGACCAAAUCUAAAUAAGUUAACUGAUUGGGACACUUGGGAGUAUCAGACUACACGCGCCGCUCUUACUUCUCAACAAAGGCUCAGUUUCAACUGCUUCGAGGACUUGAAAACCAAAAAGCGGCCAUCAUUUGGAAUCUUUGGAUCUCUUCUACUUUAGUUCUCUUUCGUCUGUCUUUCUAUUGAUAUUAUUAUUUGUAUUGUACCCUUCCUUUUGGCGUUAUUGAUAUUGUACUAGUUUAAUUUCACGAUCUCCUACGAAUAUGUUACUCCCAUCUUUUUUAUUUUCCGUCAAGAAUUUAUUUGAUUAAAGGACCGAGCCCAAAACAAUACAAAAUCCAACCAGGACAAUCUAACCCCACAAACAUAGGCCGAAAGCCCAAUUAGAGAAACCCUAGAAACAAAACGAGGCGCCGCCGCAUCGAGCCACGACAUCACCCCCUUCAAGCCACCACCGGUGAACCAACCAUCGAUUCACCGGAACACACCAGUGCUCAUUAGUUUCACACCCUCUUCACCGCAAACGCCUUCGACUCAUGUGUUUCCAUUAUCGGAGAGCAUCAAUCGCCACUUCGAGAUCUCAUCCGCCUCCCUUCAUCACCGAGAAGAAAGCUUCUCUCGAAACAUCACCCUUUACCACCGGAGAGCUUCGAUCGUCCUCCGACGAGAGCUCAUCCAUCGAAUCCAACCCGAAACUUCAUAAACAGAGAUAGAAAAACCAAACCCUAAAACGGAAAUAGGGAACCAAAAGCCGGCGACGCAAGGCAAAGAAAGCCUUCAUCCCCCGGAGUCAAAAGCCGGCGAUAACAGAGCUGGAGAAGCCUCCACCUCCCGGUAACAAGGCCGGCAUCAACGGAGCUGUAGAAGCCUCCACCUCCCGGAAUCGAAAUUUAAUCUGACAAGCCUACUUCACCACACCAAACUCUCCACACGAUCACAUCGUUACUCCAGACGCAUCGCCACCAUUGAUGUCGGUUCACUCCCCGAGUUGACGACGACGGAUGGGGACUGGACCAGAGCUCAGACAAGGCGGUCAGGGAGAGGAUGCGAGGGAGAAGCAGGAGAAAUACCUCAGCGGAAGAACGAAGGACUCCGGCGACGGCACGCUCGCUCACGCGCCGGCCGUACGCCGGACCCAAAAAUAGAUCUACUUUCUCUCUCUGGAACUUUCUUUUAAUCUCCAAACUUCUAACAACUGUAUUUCUUAAAAUGUUUAUUCGACUUUUUGUUUAUAUGUUACUCCAUCUAUCCAUCUGUUUCAUUAUAUAAAUAGUUUUAUAAACAUUUAUUGUUUGAAAAUAUAAAUAAUUUUAACAUUUCAAUACAAUUUUUGUAUUUAUUAAUUAUUGUGUGACCAAUUAAAUUAUAUAAACUUUUGUAAUUGGUUAAACUUAUAUAUUAAAUAAUAUUUUUUUUUAACAUUAGUGAUGUUAACUUAAAAUUAUUUACAUUUUAAAACAGAAAAGAGUAUAGUAAAUAACACUGAGGGGUUGCAAACAAGAUUUUGAGGUAGCUUUGCACUGUUCCUGAAUUCUGUAAAUAAAAUCUCUCCUGCUAAACCAGGUGAAUAAGAACAUAAGUUGCCCCAAGAAGUCUAUUUACCUUGUGGCGUUGUUGAAAUGUUAGAAAGAAAAGAAGACUACGUUACUUUUAAUUAGAAAAGAGGGCAAAUAGGAUUCCAAUUGCAGACCCUGUCUAGUUGACAUUUUAGAUUUUAAUUAAAGAAUCUAAAAUCUCUCCUGCUAAAACAGACACAGAGUAGUGACGUUUAUUUUUCAUAUUACUGCAAUUAUCAUGUGACAGACUGACAGUAGUAGUAACUACUAGUCUACUACCAAGAGAGUACGAAAGUAUCUUCAUUCUCGAGCUUGUCUUCUCA